AGCGUGAAGUACUGCGUUUCACUUUGCGGAGAAAAGUGUUUUUAACGAUGGAAGAAAAACCUGAAGAUCGGCAGACGACGUCGGAGAUUUUUCCUCUCGCUUUGCCCAAAGGAACCAAAAAGUUGUGUGAACUUUGUCAAAGAAGAGCGAAGCUGCAGUGCGUCAACUGUCGGGUGACUUUUUACUGCAAUCAAGAGCAUCAGCAAGUUGACUGGUCUGGAAUCCACGAGAGGGUCUGUGAGCUGCUUGUUCCUGUUCGCAGCACGUCACCGACCGACUGUUUGGAUGACACUCAAAUACGGCUUAAACAGGUGGAGCUGAUUGAGAUUUCCAGGUCGGUGGCUGAGAGCAAACUGGCGGAGGGGAGACACAAGGAGGCGCUCUCUGCUGCACACUUCUGUCUGCGCUGCACCCUAGACGUCCACGGCCCCAGAACGGUUCAGCUGGUUCCGGCCUACAGGCUUCUAGCUGAAGUUAACAUGGGUUUGGAUAAUUUGGCAAUGGCGGGGGAGUUCUUGUCUCAGGCGGAGUGGGUGGUACUACAGAGCCCGGAAUGUGGUCCAGUAUUCCAGCACCAGCUGCACAGGAGUCUGGGUCACCUCAACAUGGCGAUGGGAAAUCUGGAAGCAGCUCUGCUCCACUUUGCUAAUGACAUCUACUACGCCUGUGAGGAGUUUGGAUUGGACAGCAGCGUCACAUGUGGAGGUUACUUCUUCAUGGCCAACGUGUUUGUCCAACAGGAAAAGCUCCUCGUUGCUUCUUCUUUGUACUCUAAGGUAGCAUGUACUUGGCAUUCCCGUCUGACCAGACUCAUCAAGACCCACCUUGAAGAUGUCCAAACUCCAACCUGCUUGGAUAAGGCCGAGCAAACUCAGGCUGACGAGAUGUUAAGAACCAUCUUGCAGUUUGAGGAAAAUGACUCCAGAAGAGAUUUGGGUCAGAUUGCACUGGCGGCCCAUUGUCUGGCCACGCUGUGGUUCCUCGGAGGAGACUCCCUAAAGGCACUGGGAUUUGUCAAAGCGGCCCUGGAGGCCAUCCAGAUGAUACCACAUCACGACCUGACAGAGCCCAUCCACAACCUGCUGCAGAUUAUAAGCACAGACCCGCAUCCUGGCUCGGAGUAGCCACCAUACCCUGCCUGGACACGGGGAAUUAU
Messenger RNA from Thalassophryne amazonica, 1156 nucleotides. RefSeq names its product zinc finger, MYND-type containing 12 (gene zmynd12). Lineage: Eukaryota; Metazoa; Chordata; Actinopteri; Batrachoidiformes; Batrachoididae. The record is from RefSeq and is a predicted model, not a curated record. The coding region runs from base 48 to 1124 and encodes 358 amino acids. The transcript has 8 exons.